AUGGCAUUCAAGGUUAUCCUCUCCGUUGUCCUGGUGGCGCUGAUCGCCUGCGUCCAGGCGAAGCCCGGCGGUCCGGCGGCCUAUUCGAUCAGCGCCCCCAGCGUCGACCACGCAUCCGUGGGCAGCACCCAGGAGCACACGGUGAAGGGCCACUACGGCCAAUCCUCCCAGUCGGACUACGCCAGCCAGGUCCAGACCGCCCACUCGCAGUCGCAUGUCCAGCGGUCCAGCAUCAGCAAUGACGCCGGACUGGCGCCCGUCGCCGCCCACGGCUACGCAGCUGCUCCGGCCCACGCCAUCGCUGCGCCGGCCUACUCCUUGGGCUACGCUGGGCACACGGCUCCCGCCCAGAUUCAGGGCGUGGCCUACGGCGGACACUAUGCGGCCAGCGCUCCGGCCGUGCAGAUCUCCGGACUGGGGCACUCGCUGGGACUGGGACACUCGCUGGGACUGGGUCACUCGCUGGGACUGGGCGGAUACGGUGGCUACGGAUACGGAGGCUAUGGCUCCUAUAGUGCCGCUCCGGCCAUCUCGCACGGAUAUCUGGCCCAUGCCCCAGUCGCCGCCGCUCCAGUUGUGAAGUACGCCGCUGCUCCAUCGUACGCUCCCGGAAUCAUUGGACACGGCAUUGGACUUGCCGCCCCCGCCUAUGCUGCCCCCGCCUACGCUGCUCCUGCAUACGCUACGCAUCUGGCCGGGCCCGUGGUGAAGGCCGCCGUCGCCGCACCCGCCCUCGUCCACACAUCGGUCUCCGGCCAUGGUAUUCACUAUGGCUACUAGAGGAUCCGCCGCCCAUCGUCAUCGCCACCGCCACCGCCUCCGCCUCCGCACCGCCUCCACCCGC
Drosophila mauritiana is the source of this 844-nucleotide messenger RNA. Its product is annotated as cuticle protein 21.3. NCBI's taxonomy places the organism in Eukaryota, Metazoa, Arthropoda, Insecta, Diptera, Drosophilidae. The record is from RefSeq and is a predicted model, not a curated record. The coding region runs from base 1 to 780 and encodes 259 amino acids. The transcript has 5 exons.